GUCCUUCCUUCCCCGCGACAGAGCAACGCGGCCCCCAACCAAACCUCCUGACCAGCAGAGCAAGAGAGAGGGAGGGAGAGAGAGAUCUCCCGAUGGCGUCCCGGAGCUGCACCUUCGUGGAGAUCCUGCUCGCCGUCAUCCUGCCGCCGCUCGGCGUCUUCCUCCGCUACGGCUGCUGUAGCAUGGAGUUCUUGAUCUGCCUGCUGCUCACCAUCCUGGGCUACAUCCCCGGCAUCAUCUACGCCGUCUACGUGCUCGUCGCGCAUGGCUCUGCCUCGGAGGAGAGCGGCAGGGACUACGACGCCCUUGCUUGAUAUCGUGUAGCACCUCAUGCCGUGCGAAUCAACGUCCUGUGUGUGUGUGUGUGUGUGUUUCCAUCUGCUGCACUGUGUGGCGUGCCUUCUUUCUAUAUCAGUCUGUAAAUGCUGCUUAAACCGUGCUCCGGUUUCCCCGGCCGUCCUGUGAUUCUCAUACAACCGAAUAAAUUUCAGCUCUGAAGAUUUUGCCCACUA
Messenger RNA from Triticum dicoccoides, 512 nucleotides. Its product is annotated as low temperature-induced protein lt101.2-like. Gene Ontology annotation, cellular component: membrane. The transcript is spliced from 2 exons. The record is from RefSeq and is a predicted model, not a curated record. Bases 93 to 314 code for a protein of 73 amino acids. NCBI's taxonomy places the organism in Eukaryota, Viridiplantae, Streptophyta, Magnoliopsida, Poales, Poaceae.